Brassica oleracea var. oleracea is the source of this 707-nucleotide messenger RNA. Its product is annotated as abscisic acid receptor PYL3. The record is from RefSeq and is a predicted model, not a curated record. Gene Ontology annotation, molecular function: signaling receptor activity; protein phosphatase inhibitor activity; abscisic acid binding. Lineage: Eukaryota; Viridiplantae; Streptophyta; Magnoliopsida; Brassicales; Brassicaceae. Gene Ontology annotation, cellular component: cytoplasm; nucleus. Gene Ontology annotation, biological process: abscisic acid-activated signaling pathway. The coding region runs from base 20 to 637 and encodes 205 amino acids. The transcript has a single exon.
ACUUUUUUUUCUCAAAAUCAUGAACCCUAAUCUUCCUCUUAGCCACGCCCCAUCAUCGUCAUCAUCAACAACAACAACACCAUAUGGAUUAACGAAGGACGAGUUUUCAACUCUAGAUCCAAUCAUCAGAACGUACCACACGCUCCCAAGAUCGCCAAACACGUGCACAUCCCUCAUAGCACACCGCGUAGACGCACCAGCACGUACCAUAUGGAGAUUCGUCCGCGACUUCGCGAAUCCAAACAAAUACAAACACUUUAUCAAAAGCUGCACCAUCAGAGGUAACGGUAAAGAGAUUAGCGUCGGGACCAUAAGGGAAGUUAGCGUCGUGUCUGGUCUUCCAGCGUCAACAAGCGUUGAGAUACUAGAAGCUCUAGAUGAAGAGAAACGAAUCUUGAGUUUUCGUGUUCUUGGAGGAGAACACCGGUUAAGAAAUUACCGGUCGGUUACGUCGGUUAAUGAGUUUGUUGUCUUGGAAAAGGAUAAGGUCAAGAGAGUGUACAGUGUGGUGUUGGAGUCUUACAUUGUUGAUAUACCAAAAGGUAAUACAGAGGAAGAUACGAGGAUGUUUGUGGAUACUGUCGUUAAAUCCAAUUUACAGAAUCUCGCCGUCGUUUCCAUGGCUUCUCCGACUUGAAACUUUUUUUGUGUUGAAAAUGUCGCGUGUAUAUAUAUUGAUAGUUGGCCAUAAAUGGGUCGGUUUGUUA